Molecule: messenger RNA, 3644 nt
Organism: Chinchilla lanigera (long-tailed chinchilla)
Lineage: Eukaryota; Metazoa; Chordata; Mammalia; Rodentia; Chinchillidae
Gene: Gnrh2p
Product: gonadotropin-releasing hormone 2
Source: RefSeq, a predicted model, not a curated record
CCAGGUCACACCCCAGUGACUUGCCUCCUCCCAGGCCCACCUCCUAAGGGCACAGUCAGCUCCUGGGUGUGUGAAUCCCCUGAUGAGCACAGCGCCCCACGAUACCAUCACCUCCCACACAGGUGAGCAGUUAGGGGGACAUUUUAGACUGAACCAUAACACAUGCUUUUCACCUGAGCUUGCCAGGGUGGCCGGGAUCCACUGCUUCCCAUCCACUAACUCCCCCAGGAUCAGUGAUUCUCCAGACUUUCAUCUCAGUAGCUGCUGCACAGUCUCCUUCCAUGGAGUUUGAGGACCUGGGCUAUCUGGACCUUCAGCUCUCCUCCACCCUUUCCCUCCUUCCGAAUUUCCUGCUGAGUCAUCAGAGUGGUCCAGAAGCAUCUGCCGCUAGGCCCCCCUCAGGCUGUCCCCAGUCCUUUGGGUUCUGCCUAUCCAAUGUGCUCACCCCACCAUCCUGCACCCACAGAUCACCGGCAGCCCUCCAUUUUGCUCUCACUGGCGCACCCCACUGUGCCCUUGCAUGGUGUUCCCCCAUCUCUCCAGCUAACUCGUCUUCAUCCUUGGCCCCAGCCACUGUUCAGGGUCUGUACACCUCUGUCUGGCUACAGCUGGGCAUUCAGCUCUGAUCCUCUGCUUUCCCAGCUGCCUGUGAGCAGUGCCCAGCUGCGGUGAUGUUUUAUCCUCACAGCCAGGCAUUAGUUGGUAAAUGUUGAAGAUAUCUUUCCUGUUCUGUUAGGAUAAUGAGGAAGAACUACAGAGUUGGUAAUGUGGAAGGGAUUAUCAGCCAGUCCUGAAAAUCUAAGUAUGGUGCCAGAAAGAGGGACCAGAACUUUCCCGGAGAAGCUUAGUUACUCUGGUUUGGACUUUUUCAGGAAAAACCGUAAUCAAAUUACAGAAAAAAAAAAGCAUCCCAUUCCUCUUUUAAAAUAAAUAUUAAGGGCCUGGGGGUGUAACUUAGUGGUAGAAUGCUUGCCCAAAAUCCAUGGAGCCCAUGGUUGGAACCCCAGCACUCAAGAGGCUGAGGCAGGAGGAUCACUGCAAGAUCAAAGCCAGCCUGGGCUACAUAGUGAGUUCCAGGCCAUCAUGAACUACAUAGUGAGAUCCUGUCUCAAACAAAAUAAAACAACACCACAGACUUUGAAACAUUCUAUAAAUCCAACCUGAGCAAAGCUGGGCAAUUGAACUCAAAGAGGUGUUUACUCAUUUGUUUUGCAGUGCUGGAGCUUGAACCCAAGACCUUGUACAUGCUGGGCAAGUGCUCUACCACAUCUGAGCCCUUUUUCUUUUACAUGAAAUAGUCUCUUGCUAUUGUUGCCCAGUGUGGAAAGCUGCAGCCUCCUUUUAGAGGUGGUUUCUAGGUUCUUUCUGUCCUGGGCAAAGAAUUGGUCAAGACCAGCAUAAAUGGUAGCCAAGUUUUCCCUUUCUUAAAGAUAGGAAAAGAAACAGACUCUGCAGAGUGAGUUUGGGCCAAGUAACAGCAGGAAAAUAAGUAUACCCUGUAAGACGAGAGUGAUGGGCCAGGAGUAUGGCUCAGUAGCACAGCGCCUGCCUGGCAAUCACAAGGUCCUAAAUUCGAUUCCUGGUACAAAAAAAAAAAAAAAAGACGAGAGUGAACUACUCACUGUGAAGGGACACAGAUGCCCCAAGCUCAAGGCCAACUGUCGUUUUUGUGUUUCCCACCCUGAGGCUGCCAUCAGGUCUGGGCCAUCCCAUCAAAAAAGCUGCUGAGUUCCAGCAAAAAGUCCAUGGGUAGCUGCAGGGGUACUAUGGGAACUGUUGUGUGCAUUUGUCCUGGAAUGUUGUAAUUGACAGGUCAUGCCCACUUUCCCGGCUGUCUUUGCCACAUCCUAGUCUCCUGCCUCACUGUAUUGCCCAGACUGGCCUCAAACUCAUGAUCCUCCUGCCUCUACCUCCUGAGUAGCUAGGAUUGCCAGGAUGUGCCUCUGUGCCUGGUUUCAAAGAGCUAUUUUUAAUAAGCCACAAAGCAAAUAUUUUUCUAAACAUCACUCAGUUUACAAAGUCUAUACAUUUCCCAAAACAAUUUAACUGAAUAUGCAGUCCUCACAUUCAAGUCUCUGCUAAUAUGUCAGUUUGGAAAAUCACAGCUGAAACCCACAUGCCCAGGACGGUCCCGUCUCUGCAACAGGAUCUGAUGACUCUUUGCACAGUGACUCUGCUCAUCAGGAUGCCAAGCUGAACCCUGGCUCUCAAAUUUGCUGUUCAGCCCAAGUGCUGAUUGGCUAUUAACCAUGUAAACCCGCCUCUGGCCCUUAGAGGCUAAGGCUGGCAGUGGAAAGCUGAGCUACUGACACACACUGGGAGACAGGGCCCUGUUGCCAGCAAUGUAGCCCAGGUCUGUCAAAAUCCAUGAAUGGUCCUGGUGAGCGUGGGAUGAGAGGGCGUUUAAGCUUAGAAGACAAAUGUACCUGCUAUUGAUAGCCUCUCUCCUGGUCCCUUCUCCUGCGCCUGCUUGGAGGGAAGAGAGGCCACCCCUGGAUAGCUCACCCAAGCCCACCUGCAUCUGGUGUGACCCAGCCCUGCACUAGGUGUGUGGCUAUGAACCUUCUGCCUGCCCACUUUAACAGGCGAAACAGGAUCACCAUUUUUGGAUCAGAAAGGGGUUUGUAGGCCUCAAGGGCAGGAGCUUGAGGAUGCAACCUGGGAAGUGGGAAGAUAGGACCAGGACAUGGACCAGCCUGGACCAGGAGUCCUAUGACUUCUACAAACCAAGAAAUCAUGAACAUGAUGGCCUACAAACCAAGAAAUCAUGAACAUGAGGCCUACAAACCCUUGGUAUUCCUAGAAAAGAAGCCCCCUUCCCCCACCCCCAACGCUCCCCAUGUGUUCUGUGCUUGCCAGACAGGCAUGGGAGGGACGGGAUGGAAGCACUUGCCUCGUCACCACCACACAUCUUCCACACCCCCAACUACUACAGAAGGGACAUGGUGGGGCACAAAGACUGCCACUUGGUUCCCCAGCACCAGCUGCUCCAAAUGCUCCCCUGGAUUACCUUCCCCUGGCCUCGGAAUCUGAACCCGUGGGCCUUGGAUGACAAGUGGCUGAAAGGGAAAGGUGUUGGGAGACACUAAAGCUGCCCCAGUUGCUGGUUGGCCAGGGUGACCCUGGAGGAAGAGGAAGGGGUAUUGCGGAAGUGUCAGCAUCCUUGGGUUCUGCUCAAUGUCCUUGAGUACAUUCCUGCCAUGGCCAGCUCUAGGCUGGGCCUCCUGCUCCUACUGCUGCUAACCACCUGCCCCUGACCCUUGAGGGCUCAGCUCUGGUCCCAUGGCUGGUACCCUGGAGGAAAGCGAGCCUCCAGCUCACCCCAGGAUUCCCAGACUGUUCCCAGACCCCCAGGAAGGGUCCUGGGCACUGCAGCAGGCAGGCUCGCCCGCUGCCACGGACUCCCAAGUGAUGACCUGGCUCCUUCGGAAGACACUGUGCCCUGGGACGGCAAAAGCACGGCCCGCUGGACUCUCCACAGGAAACAGCACCUGGUGUAAACGCUACUGGUGAGAGUGGGCGCGGUGAGAGGCCCAGCAUUCAACACCAGCCAUGGUGCCCAGCGGCCGUGCUACUGGGGAGGGGGUGCAACACCACGGGGACACGCCCUGCUCCUGCACCCCAGCUGUUUCUCGAGUCACUAG